Messenger RNA from Cryptomeria japonica (Japanese cedar), 3267 nucleotides. RefSeq lists its product as uncharacterized. The transcript has a single exon. Lineage: Eukaryota; Viridiplantae; Streptophyta; Pinopsida; Cupressales; Cupressaceae. The record is from RefSeq and is a predicted model, not a curated record. Gene Ontology annotation, molecular function: nucleic acid binding; zinc ion binding. The coding region runs from base 1 to 3267 and encodes 1088 amino acids.
AUGGCAGAUACAGAUAGUCAGCAUGAAGUGGAGGUCGUGCAACCUGAGAGUAAGGCUGCGAAGGUGUCUUCGAAGGGGAAAGAUCCGAAGCACCGCGAUUGGCUCCAAGACCAUGAAAAUCGACUCGAGGACUUGGAACAGUCCGACCUCGAGGAGCGCAUGACGGCAGAGUGGUCGAAGCUGGCGGAACAGAUAGAGUCUUUGAGGGAAGAGAUCCGCUUCCUCAAAGAGGGGCAACAGAUCUUCCAUUCGUUGUUGCAGGGAGGAACGCAUGGUUCUAAGGCAACUCGAGUUGGAACUUAUGACGGUGAGCGCGAUGACAAGGCACUUGAUAAUUUCUUCUGGGAUGUUGAGGAGUACCUGUCGUGUGCACCGAAGACGUCUGAUGAGGCACAGGUCAAGGAUAUUGCAACAUACCUUACCGGCAGUGCGAAGCUGUGGUGGCGAACGCAUCAGGCAGAUGAACGCGCUGGGAAGACGGUGAAACCGAUCAAGUCCUGGGCUGACUUGAAGGCAGCGCUUCAUGAUCAAUUCCGACCUGGGAAUUCGGAUUGGAUCAUCCGAUCCAGGUUCGAUGAACUCAAGCAUACUGGCACUAUUCGAGAGUAUGUCAAGGCAUUUCAGGUGUUGGAUUUGGAAUGCACCAAGUUGAGCGACUUCGAGAAGUUAUUCCUCUUCACUAAGGGUCUGCAACCCUGGGCGAAGGAUGAGCUGAGGAGACAGAAAGUUCAGACUUUGGCCGAGGCGAUCACAGUUGCGGAUGGGCUGCUCGAUUAUAAGGGCGAUGCAGCUAGGGGCUUUGGUGGAGCUCGAACAGACUACAAGAAGAACUUCUGCCGGAAAGAGAAGAAGGGAGGCGGACCUCCUUCUGAUCCUAACGGCGAGCCCAGGAAGAAGAAACCGAAGAAGUCGAAUGGAGAAGGCAACCCGAAGAAGAAAGAUCACACACAGACUGAGAAGAAGAAGGAUCGUGAUCCAGGGUGUUUCAUCUGUGGCAAAGAUGAUCACUGGGCACGGAGCUGUCCAGAUCGGAGUAGGAUCAACGCGCUGUUGUUCGAGGAGAAGAAGUUGCCCGCAAUGAGCACCUUGCAACUCCUGAAUGCAGUGCAACAUUCUACCGAAGUGGCCGAUAAGCACGAGUUGUGUUUUGUGGAGACUUUCUUUGGCAACAAGAAGGUGCUAGCUAUGGUGGAUUCAGGUGCCACCCACAACUACAUCUCCGCAUGCCGAGCGAAGAAGCUUGGACUCAAGAUCGAGCCCACUACAAAUCAGUUCAAGGCGGUGACCGCACCCGCGCAGCAGGUGAGCGGUGAGAUCCAUAAGGAAGUCAUCCGAGUUGGGUCGUGGCAGGGUGUGCUUGAUUUGAUCGCCAUUGGAAUGAAUGAGUUCGAUCUCAUACUCGGGCAGGAGUUCUUGAGGUCGGCAUCAGCAGCUGUGGUGCCACACUUGAGCUGUUUGCUGAUAUUGGAUCCGAGCAGACCAAGUAUGGUUCCGAUGAUGAAGAGCGUGGAACAGGAUCUCCUGUUGAAUGCGCUCAGUGCUAAGCAGGUUGGCAAGGGAAGGCGGGAGGAGUUGUUUUUGGCCGCACUGAUUGGAGAUUGGGAUGAAGGAGAGUCGUCAGGACCCUCUAACACCUCGGCGAUCCAGGAUGUGUUGUCCGAGUUUGCGGAUGUUAUGCCAGACCAGCUCCCAGCUGUGUUACCACCGAGGAGGCACGUUGAUCACAGGAUAGAACUGGAGUCAGGGGCAAGACCACCAGCGAAGGCUCCUUAUCGACUCUCCGCACCAGAGAUGGAAGAGUUGAGGAAGCAGUUGGCAGAGCUCGCUGAGGCAGGAUACUUGCGUCCCUCCAGAUCACCUUAUGCUGCUCCAGUAUUGUUCCAGCGCAAGAAGGAUGGAAGCCUUCGGAUGUGUGUGGACUAUCGAGCUUUGAACAAGCUCACCAUCAAGAACAAGUAUCCGUUACCUCUCAUAGCGGAUAGCUUUGAUCGACUGGUCGAUGCAAGAGUGUUCACCAAGUUGGACCUGAGGCAGGGUUACUAUCAGAUCAGGAUCGCGCCAGGUGAUGAGGAGAAGACCGCGAUCACGACGAGGUAUGGUAGCUAUGAAUUCUUGGUUAUGCCUUUUGGUCUCACUAACGCUCCUGCAACCUUCAGCACCUUGAUGAACGAUGUGUUUCGCUCAUUAUUGGACAAGUGCGUUGUUGUGUAUCUGGAUGACAUUUUGGUAUACAGUCGAGACAUGGAGGAACACAAGCGGCACCUUCAGGAGGUGUUUGCUUUGUUGAGAGAACAUCAGCUGUUCGCAAAGAAGGAAAAGUGUGCUUUUGCGCAGGAGGAAGUGCCGUUUCUGGGCCAUAUUCUUGGUCAUGGCCAGAUCCGACCAGACCCGGAGAAGCUUCAGGCAAUCCGAGACUGGGAGCCGCUUCGCAAUGUGCAUGAGGUGAGACAGUUCCUUGGUUUAGCUAACUACUAUCGCAAGUUUGUAGCAGGCUAUUCCCGGAUUGCGAGCCCCUUGACGGAUCUGUUGAAGAAGGACCGCGGAUGGAAAUGGGGCGAUAAGCAGCAGACAGCAUUUGAGUUGCUGAAAAGAGUUUUGAUAGAGAGAUCAGCUCUUACUGUACCGAACCGGGGCGAGACGACAUCGAAGGAUGUCUUGCUUGGCCUGUAUGAGUUCGAAAGGAUUAGGCGGGACAAAACAAAGCAGCCAAAGGAACCGUUGGGGAACGACUUCCUUACCAACACUCGAACCACCAGUCUUUUGUUCCGACGACUGAGAGGAGGCUCAGCCCGACUUUAUGUGGAUUUCGAGAUCUUGACAGGGUCCGCCGAGUUGCCAGACAUCUACUCGGAGGUAGACAUCUUGGAUAGAUGGGAGAACAGCGGAGUCAUCUCCUUGAGAGAUUUGCUAGUUCUCGGUUCUGGAGGAGAAUUUCGAUCGGAAGACUACCCCCGUGCAUCCGAGCUCGUGGCAAGUUGUUCGGAAGCUUUGCAACGUUGGGUCUGGAUGGAACAGCCAGAAGCCAAGGCAGAUCCUUUCAGCGCCAAACUGGAUCAGUUGACGGAAUUGUUGGCACACAAGUUUGUUUGCAAGCCGGUAGGAGCAGAGCCGCAGGGGUUGGCCUGCUUGGACGAUGUUAAGAUCGUCGCAGCUAGGGAAGUCAUGAAUCAAGACAUUCCCGAGGUGAGCACCAAGAUGAGAUUGGGCACCUUACGUUUGAUAAUCAUGGAGUUCCUCUCCAGGAGGAACCCGCCCAGACAGGAGUAG